Molecule: messenger RNA, 1630 nt
Organism: Daucus carota subsp. sativus
Lineage: Eukaryota; Viridiplantae; Streptophyta; Magnoliopsida; Apiales; Apiaceae
Product: ubiquitin carboxyl-terminal hydrolase 4-like
Exons: 6
Coding region: 230-1345 (371 amino acids)
Biological process (GO): protein deubiquitination
Cellular component (GO): cytosol; nucleus
Molecular function (GO): cysteine-type deubiquitinase activity
Source: RefSeq, a predicted model, not a curated record
AUAAGAAGCGAGUAUAUAAAAACCGAGUCAACAAAAAAGAGGAGAAAUUGAGGAGAAACAAGCAGAGAAGGCCGCCCCGAUCAAAUCAACAAAAUGAUGAUAUAAUCAUGCUAAUUGCUCCGAUCGAAAUUACCUCAGAUUUCCGACAUACAGCUAUCUACGUAGAUAUAUAGAUACAAAGAUACAUACAUAAUAAACGGAGGAGUUUUGGUAUUUAGUAGAUGGUCUGAUGGGUGCUACGGGUUCUAAACUCGAGAAAGCUCUCGGCGACCACUUUCCUGAAGGCGAACGUUACUUUGGUCUUGAGAAUUUUGGUAAUACUUGCUAUUGCAACUCUGUUCUUCAGGCGUUGUACUUCUGUGUCCCAUUUCGUGAUCAGCUGCUAGAGUAUUAUGCAAAUAACAAAAGUUCAAGUGAUGCAGAAGAAAACCUCCUAACUUGUUUGGCAGAAUUAUUUUCGCAGAUAGGCUCUCAGAAGAAGAAAACAGGUGUAAUUGCUCCGAAACGCUUUGUUCAGAGAGUGAAGAAACAAAAUGAACUUUUUCGGGGAUAUGCACAUCAGGAUGCACAUGAGUUUUUGAACUUCCUGUUGAAUGAACUGGUCGAUAUUGUGGAGAAAGAGCACCAGGCAGCAAAAGAUCCUUUAGGAACUUCACCUCCUGAUAAGAUUGCAAACGGGGUAAAGACUUCUCAGGCCAAUGGCGUGAAGAAGGAACCAUUAGUUACCUGGGUUCAUGAGAACUUUCAGGGGAUACUUACUAAUGAGACUAGGUGCUUAAGGUGCGAGACAGUAACAGCAAGGGACGAAACUUUUCUAGAUCUGAGCCUUGAUAUAGAACAGAACAGUUCUAUUACCAGCUGCUUGAAAAAUUUUAGUUCUACCGAGACUUUGAAUGCUGAAGAUAAAUUCUUCUGUGACAAGUGCUGCAGUUUACAAGAAGCACAGAAGAGAAUGAAGAUAAAGAAAACACCCCAGAUUCUGGUUAUCCAUUUGAAGCGUUUUAAAUACAUGGAACAGCUUGGUCGGUAUAAGAAGUUGUCAUACCGUGUUGUGUUCCCGUUAGAGCUGAAAUUGAACAAUACAGUGGAAAACUCGGACUCUGAAUACUCUCUGUUUGCCGUCGUCGUUCAUGUUGGGAGUGGACCCAACCACGGGCAUUAUGUUAGCCUGGUGAAAAGCCAUAACCAUUGGUUGUUCUUUGACGAUGAGAACGUAGAGAUGGUUGAUGAAUCUGCAGUACAAACUUCCUUUGGAUCUGCACAGGAGUAUUCAAGCAACACGGACCAUGGAUACAUCCUUUUUUAUGAGCGAGCUCCCAGCAACGGCUUAAUUAAAAACGUGUAGUCAAGUUUUAUGUCAACAUUCUGGAUGCAGGCAGCGGUCAUUCAUUUGGGUGAGCUCCCUCUAUAAUUGCAUCUUUGGUUCUUCUACAGCAUGUAUGGCCAUUGUAGCCGGCACAAUGAGAAAGUUAAGUUUGAGACGUUUUACAUGUACAGUUGUUAACGGUCUCUUUUUGCUGCUUAGAGCAACUCCAAGGCAUUAGACCUCUUAGGUAAAAGUGUUUAUGUGGCAACUACAUGGCAUCUAUGUGGCACAUUUUAGACAAUAGGUAAAAAUUCUACACUCCAA